CAACAAUUCACACCCCAUAUGCACUCGCAUCAAUUCCCCUUACAGUUGACGUGAGCUCUUCUCUUUACUGUCUACUUGAUUGAUGCAGACGGAAUCUAUCCAAAUCUAGGACUUGUUGCACAGAAGCACGUUGCAGUUUGCCCGGUAGACUUGUCUUUAAACACUCAAGGCCAGGCGGAAGUCGCGGAUGGCCUGUUUUAAGGAGCCAGCCACGGAGAGCACAGAUUUUUUGGUGAAUGAUUGGACUACUACGCCUACCUUGCGCUGCUUAUAACAACACGACGGCAAAUCGUGUCUAUGUUCCUACCAAACCUCCUCAAGUGACCAACUCCACAGCUUUUGAAUUGAAAGUUCGACCCGCCGGGUCUGAAAGUGUUUGGGAAACGGUUCCGUUGUACGGGGUUCAAACAGCCGAAAUCAAUGCCACGUCGGGGAGCAACAUGAGACAUGCAUCCAAUAUUGCCUACUUCGACUUCGAUGGGUCUGUGGAAAUCACCAUAACACCAAGUACUUCUGCGUUUUCAACCAUCGAUGCCGUCAGAAUACGCCCUCUGUCCUACGGCAUUGAGGCAACCGUCUCAGAAGGGAUCAUUACCUUCCGGCUUUCACAGCCGCAAAACAACGUCGUGGUCGAAGUCAACGGAGACAUAUUCAAUGUUAUCCAUAUCUGGACAAACACUCUUGAGAAGGAUCCCAUCACGGAGGCCCAGACCACCAACGACAGCAGCAUAAUAUACUUCGGACCUGGGUACCACUCCCUCAAUGAAGGCAAGGGAAACAUCACCCUCCAGUCAGGUCAAACGCUCUACUUCGCCGCCGGCGCCGUGAUAAACGCAGGGAUCAACAUUCAAAACGUCAGCGACGUCACCAUCCGCGGCCGGGGAUUCCUUUACAAGCCCCCCAACCAAUCAAUAUUGAUUGAGUAUUCUCAAAACGUCGUUGUAGAUGGUAUUUCCGUGCUCAAUCCCACAUUCAACACCAUCCUCACUGCCGUGUCGACCAAUGUCCACAUUUCCAACAUCCGCACCAUUAGCGCGGGAACCUGGGGCGAUGGCCUUGAUGUCUUCUGCUCCCAAAACGUGCUCAUCGAGCGCGUCUUCCUGCGCACCUCAGACGACAGCAUCGCCCUGUACCAGCACCGUUGGGGAUACUACGGUAACUCAUCCAAUAUCACCGUGCGGGAUGCCUCGCUGUGGGCUGAUGUGGCGCACCCGAUCAACAUCGGCACACAUGGCAACGCAGACGAAGGAGAGACAGCUGAGGGUUUCGUGUUUGACAAUAUCGAUAUCCUCGACCACCGCGAGCCGCAGGUGGAUUAUCAGGGGUGCAUUGCGUUCACGGUGGGAGAUGAGAACCUGUACCACGAUAUGCUGUUUAGAAAUAUCCGGGUGGAAGAUUUCCGGUGGGGCAUGCUGCUGAGUUUGCGGGUGGUGUAUAACACGAAGUACAACCUUGCGCCGGGUAGGGGUCUGAGGAACGUGACGUUUAGGAACCUCUCGUAUAACGGAGGGGACAUUGAGGGACACACGAAAAGCACGCCUAUUAUUGCAGGAUACUCGCCGGAGAGGUUGGUGGAGUUCGUGGAUUUCCAGAACUUGACUAUCAAUGGGUUGCAUAUCUGGGAUGAUAUGAGGAAACCGACUUGGUAUCAAACUUCAGACUUUGUGCCCAUGGUUGUCACGUCACUGGCUCAGAAUAUCACAUUUUCGUCUUGA
Molecule: messenger RNA, 1715 nt
Organism: Pseudomassariella vexata
Lineage: Eukaryota; Fungi; Ascomycota; Sordariomycetes; Amphisphaeriales; Pseudomassariaceae
Product: putative transmembrane protein
Exons: 2
Coding region: 237-1715 (492 amino acids)
Biological process (GO): carbohydrate metabolic process
Molecular function (GO): polygalacturonase activity
Source: RefSeq, a predicted model, not a curated record